UCCGCCCCCAGAUUUGUCCCGGGGUAACCUGGGAAAUGGAGUUUGCCCGCAAGGAUAAAGAACACCAAUUGACACGUGUCUUAUUGCGGAACUGUGCCUGGGUUUGGCCAAUGAGAAAUCGACUUCGUUUUCAUCCGGGUUUUGGGACAGCGGCAAUCAUGGCGCCACCCGUGAGAUACUGCAUCCCCGGCGAACGUCUGUGUAACUUGGAGGAGGGCAGCCCGGGCAGCGGCACCUACACCCGCCACGGCUACAUCUUUUCGUCGCUUGCCGGCUGUCUGAUGAAGAGCAGCGAGAAUGGCGCGCUUCCAGUGGUGUCCGUAGUGAGAGAAACAGAGUCCCAGUUACUGCCAGAUGUGGGAGCUGUUGUAACCUGUAAGGUCUCUAGCAUCAAUUCACGCUUUGCCAAAGUACACAUCCUGUAUGUGGGGUCCAUGCCACUUAAGAACUCUUUUCGAGGAACUAUCCGCAAGGAAGAUGUCCGAGCAACUGAAAAAGACAAGGUUGAAAUUUAUAAGAGUUUCCGCCCAGGUGACAUUGUCUUGGCCAAAGUGAUCUCCUUAGGUGACGCACAGUCCAACUACCUGCUAACCACCGCCGAGAACGAGCUGGGAGUGGUGGUAGCCCACAGUGAGUCAGGUAUCCAGAUGGUUCCCAUCAGCUGGUGUGAGAUGCAGUGCCCUAAGACCCAUACUAAAGAAUUCCGGAAAGUAGCCCGAGUACAACCCGAAUUCUUGCAGACCUAAGAAGCCACUUUUUACCCCAUGGAAGGGGGUAAGCUGUUCCUGAGUAUAACACCAAGAUGCUGCUGUCUUUAUUCAAACACCUGGGGUCGACCAACAGCCACUUCCAGAAAAAUCUGCCAGUUUACACUGUAGAUGGAACAUGUUUCUGUGAACCUAUCAGUGGAUUUCAUUCUCUUGAGUAAUAAAUCUUAUCUUUUCAAGGCACCAACAAACAAAA
Molecule: messenger RNA, 963 nt
Organism: Symphalangus syndactylus (siamang)
Lineage: Eukaryota; Metazoa; Chordata; Mammalia; Primates; Hylobatidae
Gene: EXOSC1
Product: exosome component 1
Biological process (GO): RNA processing
Cellular component (GO): cytoplasm; nuclear exosome (RNase complex)
Molecular function (GO): RNA binding
Source: RefSeq, a predicted model, not a curated record